UGACCCGAUAAGAGUUGUUGCAGACAAAAAAUUCAAAUGGAUAAACCCUUCCCACUGAUCCAAAACCCAAAUGGCUUCCUCACUCCACCACCACCUCCUCCUCCCCCUUCCACCCUCCCACCACCUUCCAUCCCUCCACCAUUCUCCAAACUCCGCAAAAUGGAAAUCUCCAACCCAUUCCAAACUCUCGACCUCCGCCACCGCUACUGACAACACAAACGGCGCCGUAGUUGAAACCCCAAAACGACGCGGCAGGAAGACGAAGAAAUCCGGAACUGAACCAACAACAACCAAGCCCGAAAACGGCACCAUGGAACCCCAAAACGCAGAACCUGAUUCAGAUUCGGAAUACGAAUACGACGACGGAAUCGAUUUCCCUUACGAGGACCCGCCAUUGGUGUGCUGUUUCGGCGCGCUGCAGAAGGAGUUCCUCCCGACGGUUCGCGUGCACGAGUUCCAGAUGCAUCCUGACAUAUACUCCGAGUGGAAGAUGCUCCAGUGGGACCCGCCGGAGUUCUCACGGGCCCCCGGUGGCCCCCCGUCGAACGUGGCGGUGGCUCACGUGAGGCUGGGAGGGCGGGCCGCGGUGAUGGGGAAGGUCGGGAAAGACUCGCUUGGAGAGGAGAUGGUGCUGAUGAUGAACAAGGAGAAGGUGCAGACGAGAGGGGUGAAGUUCGAUGAUGGUGUUAGGACUGCGUGUUCUUACAUGAAGGUGAAGUUUGAGGAGGGGAAGAUGAAGAUGGUAAUGGCUAAGGAUUGUGCUGAGGAUUCUUUGCGUGGUGAUGAGUUGAAUCUUGCUGUUUUGAAAGAGGCUAGGAUCUUCCAUUUCAAUUCAGAAGUUCUUACAUGCCCCUCAAUGGCAUCAACUCUUUUCAAAGCAAUUAAGUGGUCUAAAAAGUUUGGCAGCCUUGUAUUUUUCGAUUUGAACCUGCCAUUACCUCUUUGGAGAUCACGCGAUGAGACGAGAGAAAUAAUAAAAAGAGCAUGGAACGAAGCUGACAUCAUUGAAAUUUCAAGAACGGAGCUAGAAUUCCUUCUAGAUGAAGAAUAUUACGAGAGGAAGAGAAACUAUCAGCCCCAAUACUAUUCGGAGAGUUAUGAACAAACCAAGAAUCGACGGGAUUAUUACCAUUACACCGCUGAGGAAAUCUCACCUUUGUGGCAUGAUCACCUUAAGUUCCUGUUUGUUACUGAUGGUACUAUUAGGGUUCACUAUUAUACCCCAUCUUUUGAUGGGAUGGUGAUUGGAACCGAAGAUGUGCUCAUAACCCCAUUUACUUGUGAUAGAACUGGCUCCGGCGAUGCCGUUGUUGCUGCUAUUUUAAGAAAACUAACCACCUGCCCAGAAAUGUUUGAAAAUCAAGAUGUUUUGGAGAGACAACUACGCUUUGCUAUUGCAGCGGGAAUCAUAGCGCAAUGGACUAUUGGCGCUGUUAGAGGUUUCCCUACUGAAAGUGCCACCCAGAAUCUCAAAGAACAAGUUUAUGUGCCUUCAUUGUGGUGAUAAAAAUGGUUAGUGUAAUUUUGUUUAUCAAAAGAGAAAAAAAGGAUGAAAAAGGUUUGUGCAACUCCCACUAGAGCUUAGUCCAGUCCUGUUGUUUGAUAGUGUUAUUGUUUGAUUAUUUAUCAAAAGUUCCCAAGAAUUUUUCAUCUCAAAUGGGAGGAGUCAUCAGAACAUAUAGUGUGAGAUUGCACAAUCUAAAAAUCUGUUGACGAUUGUCUUGGCUCCAA
Molecule: messenger RNA, 1731 nt
Organism: Arachis ipaensis
Lineage: Eukaryota; Viridiplantae; Streptophyta; Magnoliopsida; Fabales; Fabaceae
Gene: FLN1
Product: fructokinase-like 1
Biological process (GO): plastid transcription; chloroplast organization
Cellular component (GO): chloroplast nucleoid
Molecular function (GO): kinase activity
Source: RefSeq, a predicted model, not a curated record